UACUACAACAAAGAACGAAGACUAGAGAGUACGGAGAUCUAAAUCUAACAGCAACGGUAAAAAAAAUCGAAAUGAUAAAGAUGGAAUCACAGCCGUCGGAUCCCAAAGAAAGCUAACUACGUACUGCUUGCUUUUAAUAAGAGAGAGAGAGAGACAGAGAGAAGUCGAUCGUCUCUUUUCUUGGGAGGGGAAUCUCAGUGACAGAUCUCUGAUCUCUCUCUUGUAGGCUUUUUUCUUUCAAAAAAUAUUUUAUCUUUUAUUUAAUUUCUUAAAUAAAAAUAGUAGUAUUUCUGUAUAUUUUUGUCAACUAUUUUAAGAAAUACGGAAAAAAAUAGUACGAAUUUUUGAAGUAAAAAAAAGGGAACUAGUAUUAAAGAAUUAGACUUUGAGUUGAUGAUCGAAGUUUGUCUUUAGUUUUGUACUCUGUCCCCUUCUAUUUCUUUUUGAUUUCAAAUAUCUUAUUCUCUCUCUCUCUCUCUCUCCCUCUAAAUCGCGUUGAGAUUUGAAUUUUAUUUUUCAAAUAUUUUUAUCUGAGCAAGAGAAAAAGAGAGAGAGAGAAGAGGAGCUGGUGUUUGUUUGUAUCGUUUGGGAGUUAUAGAAGAAGAAGAAGAAGAAGAAGAAGAAGAGAGAGAAGUCAGCAGCAGCAGCAGCUUUGUCUUUGUAUUCUUGCAAGAUCCUCUUUCAUUUCAACUUCAACAGCUCCGCUUUUGUUUAGCUACCUUCUCUUCUUUCAUUACACAACAAAAAAACAACUUGGGAUCAAGUUUUUGGCUGGACGCAAACCCCUAUUUUCACACUCAAAAGUCAACUACUAAAUUGAAGAUAAUUAGAAUCUGGAAUUGUCUGUGAAGAACUCAGGGAAAAAUUGGAUUCAAGUGCAGUUAAAGGAACAAAGUGACAGGUUGGAGUCGAUACAGUCCAAUUUCAGAUGAGGUUUCAUUAGCACUUAAUCAAACACAGAUCAAGAAGAGAGAAUAUAUGUUCAAAUAGCCUAAAGAAAGAAGCUGUUCUUUUUUUGCAAUGGGAACAAUGGCAGAAUUGGGAACCAUGGGGAAGUUUGGAGCCAUGGCAGAAGAGCAGCAAGUUAACCAGAUGGUCAUGGAUAAACAAUCAGCAGAAGAAUGGCUAUCGCGUGUCCAUUCACUAAUACCAUCAGUGCUCAGCAAGGCCAAAACGGUUAAUAAUUUUGCAGGACGAUGGAAGACCAUAAUCUCAAAGAUUGAUCAGAUUCCAGCUUGUCUAUCUGACCUCUCAAGCCACCCUUGUUUCUCCAAGAACAAGCUCUGCAACGAGCAGUUACAGUCUGUAGCUAAGACGCUCAACGAAGUGAUAGAGCUUGCAGAGUUGUGUUCAACUGACAAGUAUGAAGGGAAGCUGCGUAUGCAGAGCGAUCUCGACGCUUUAUCUGGAAAACUGGAUUUGAAUCUAAGAGACUGUAUGGUUUUGAUCAAGACCGGCGUCCUCGGUGAAGCCACAUUACCUCUAUACAUCUCAAGUUCACUGGAAACACCAAAAAUUUCGAGUUUAAAAGAACUUCUAGCGAGGCUUCAGAUCGGUCACUUGGAAUCAAAACACAAUGCUCUCGAAAACCUCCUCCGUGCAAUGCAAGAAGAUGAAAAGAUGGUUAUGCCUUUGAUCGGACGAGCCAACGUAGCAGCUUUAGUCCAACUGUUAACAGCAACUUCGACAAGAAUCAGAGAGAAAGCUGUGAAUCUCAUCAGGGUAUUAGCGGAAUCAGGACACUGCGACGAGUGGCUUAUCUCCGAAGGUGUAUUGCCUCCUCUAGUGAGGCUAAUCGAAUCAGGAAGUCUUGAAACCAAAGAAAAAGCUGCAAUAGCGAUCCAGAGGCUGUCCAUGACAGAGGAAAACGCAAGGGAAAUCGCAGGACACGGGGGGAUCACACCGCUGAUCGAUCUCUGUAAAACAGGGGAUUCUGUGUCACAAGCUGCGUCUGCAGCUGCUUUGAAGAACAUCUCAGCAGUUUCAGAGCUGAGACAGUUACUUGGAGAAGAAGGAAUGGUUAGAGUCGCGAUCGAUCUCCUAAACAAUGGGAUACUGUUAGGAUCAAGAGAACACAUGGCGGAGUGUUUGCAGAAUCUCACUGCAGCGAGCGAAGCUCUACGCGAAGCCAUCGUUUCAGAAGGCGGAGUUCCGAGUCUCUUAGCAUACCUAGACGGUCCGUUGCCGCAAGAACCGGCGGUGACGGCGCUGAGAAAUCUAAUCCCGUCGGUGAAUUCAGAGAUGUGGGUGGCUCUCAAUCUGCUGCCACGACUGACACAUGUGCUAAAGUCAGGAUCUUUAGGCGCGCAAGAAGCAGCAGCAUCGGCUCUAUGCCGUUUCGCGUGCUCGCCGGAGACGAAAAGGCUAGUGGGAGAAUCGGGGUGCGUUGCGGUGAUAGUGAAGCUUCUGGAAUCGAAAUCAAACGGAUGUAGAGAAGCGGCGGCGCAGGCGAUAGCGGGAUUGGUGACGGAAGGAAGGAUUCGGAGGGAACUGAAGAAAGACGGGAAGAGCGUGACGAACCUAGUGAUGCUGUUGGAUGCAAACCCAGGAAACACGGCGAAGAAGUACGCAGUGGCGGGGCUGUUGGGGUUGUCGUCGGGAAGCGAGAAGAGUAAGAGAAUGAUGGUGUCGUACGGAGCAAUAGGGUAUCUGAAAAAGCUGUCGGAGAUGGAAGUAAUCGGCGCCGAUAAGCUUCUCGAGAAGCUCGAAAGAGGAAAGCUCAGAAGCUUCUUCUUUCACCACCGUUAGUUAAAAAAGUAAAAACAACAACCGGUUAUUAUGGUUUGAUGUAAGUUUUAUAUAUAUACCAAACCACCCGUUAGUAUUUUGGGCUGUUGUUUCUCAGUAGCUGUUAAUAUGGGCUUUAUAUUA
Camelina sativa (false flax) is the source of this 2871-nucleotide messenger RNA. The record is from RefSeq and is a predicted model, not a curated record. NCBI's taxonomy places the organism in Eukaryota, Viridiplantae, Streptophyta, Magnoliopsida, Brassicales, Brassicaceae.